Molecule: messenger RNA, 2806 nt
Organism: Ceratina calcarata
Lineage: Eukaryota; Metazoa; Arthropoda; Insecta; Hymenoptera; Apidae
Gene: sage
Product: salivary gland-expressed bHLH
Exons: 4
Coding region: 368-1204 (278 amino acids)
Biological process (GO): regulation of transcription by RNA polymerase II; mesoderm formation
Cellular component (GO): nucleus
Molecular function (GO): DNA-binding transcription factor activity, RNA polymerase II-specific; RNA polymerase II cis-regulatory region sequence-specific DNA binding; protein dimerization activity
Source: RefSeq, a predicted model, not a curated record
UCACUUUUUUAAUUAUUACUAGAAUUAAAGAACAUUUAAGGUUGCUUAAAAAGAAACAUUAUUCUUUUUAAAAUGGAAAUGUACUUGAGAAGUUUAUGUAUCUAUCGGUAGGCUAAGCUGCUGAUUAGUAAGGUCGUUUCUUUCUAAAUUGAGAACCUCUGCCGGAACACCUGAAUACUUAAUAAACGGAUAAAAUUAACAUUAAUAACGACUGUCUGUGACCGAUCUUAUCCGACGACGAAUGCGUUCGACAGUCACGCGUGAUAUAUGCGUUAGGAAACUCGAAGAAGGCGCGUCGACAGUAUCUUUGCCACUUUCUCAGUCAAAGUACCCGUAAUUGCGGUUGAUAAGAGUUUAACUCUUUGGCAUGGACUCGGAGGAGUACGGCAACGAAUUAUCGAGGAACGAGUCGGAAAAUGAUAGUCUGAACGAGGAAUGCGCUCAUUCGCCAAUAUUGUUGGAUUUAGAUAAAAAUUCUAAACAGCAGCAAGAAAUAUUGAGUCAAGAGGAGAACUCGGUGCCUAAUUUACCCGGUGUCAAUCAGUAUUUGCAGGAUCAGUUAAUAAGAAACGGAUCGGAAUAUUUUGUUACAGGAGAUUCUAGUGUACCUCAGCAACAAUCAACGAGAAGGUUGUGGCAGGAUGGAAAUUUCGACGACCCACAGAAUAACGAUCGAGUGUUCGUGAUAAGAGUACCCGAGCCGGAAGUGAUUAAUACUCAUCCCCAUUUAGAAAUUCUUCACGAGACCAACAUUAAAUCGAUUCAAAGAGAAUCGUCCCAAACUGAGAAAGAUUACAAGAAAUCAGCUUGCGACCGCGAGCGAACGAGGAUGCGCGAUAUGAACCGCGCCUUCGAGCUGUUGCGAUCAAAGCUACCAAUUUGCAAACCGCCCGGUAAAAAACUGUCGAAAAUCGAGUCACUCAGGCACGCGAUCACGUACAUUAGACAUCUGCAAAGUCUUUUAGAGCCGCAGUACAAUUACGCCCCGAAUGUGCCCGACAGAAAUUAUUACACGAAUAACAUUCCGAUUACCGCUAAUGGCCCGUUUGAUGUUCAACACGCGCACCGAUGGGAAUCGUUCGGUUAUUACCGUUAUGAUUACCACUCGCCGUUCGUCAAUCCGUCUCCGCCGUUACCCUCGCCUAUUCACCCACGAAUAUCAACGGAACAAGACGACCGACAAUUUUACGAAGAACGACAUUGAGGCUUACUGUAUAAGUGAAAUUGUUCACUUGUCGACUGUUUUUAAGCCCUUAUUAAGGGAUAAUAAAACUAACAAUCGGAUGUUGUUUAAAUUUAAUAUACUGCUAGGUAAAGCUUUUAAAAACGGGUGCUUAGCAUGAUUUUUAGAGAUUUAGGGUACCUACGAUAUCUACGAAAAAAGCAAUAAUGGCAAUGAGUAAAAAUAAAUCAAUUAUACGAAUGUAACAACGAAAGUGCUGUUCCUCAUAAACCGUAAUGGAAAAUAUGAAAAAUAAUUUUUUCUCAGGUAUCUUUAAUCUUUAAAAACUUAACUACGCCUUUUUAGAAGUUUUAUCUAUCGUUAUAUCAAAUCAAAUUCUGAUUGUUAAUUCGAUUACCGAUAGAAUUCCUUUAAAGACCGAAUUAUUUUACAAACAAGAGUCAAAACUUUCCGAAUGUUUGUGGAUAUAAAAUUGAAAGCGCAUGUUAACGCGGCUAUAGUUCUUAAGGUAGAAAUCCAGUAAAACACUUUUCUUACGAUUUUGUUCUAACUUUGACCAAGAUUUACUUGUUAGUAACAACGUUAUCUACCAGUAGCUAAAAUUUUAAGAAGCCUAGCAGUACAGUUUGAGAGAUAUCAAUCAUUAAAGUUUUGAUAUUUUACACGGGAUCCCUAUGUUGAGUGAAGUUUAAAGCAACGUUUUGAUGUAUUACAGCUAAACACGUUUUACCAUUUUUUCAAAAACUAAUAUGUCAUAAAAGACGUUGAUAUUAAAUUAUAUUUAAAAAAUGAAUUAUAUCAGCGGUAUCACUUAAGAAUUAAAUACUUGUAAAGUGCAGAACAUUGUAUGAAUUUCUAGCAGAAGACAAGUGAGCGAAAUGAUAGUAUGUAAAUCUGGCAAUACUAAACUCGAAGAAUAUUAGUUCGGCUCAUAGACAUAUAAGAAUGAUAGAGAUGAGAUAUGUCUGUGAUAAUACGUAUUUUCAUCUGUAGGAUGCACUGAAAAUAGCCGAAAUUUAUACGAUGCUGCACAAUAUGACCAGCAAUUUGCUGCAUGGGGAGGGGAGAGUAUGCGUUCAUGGUCUGCAACCCCCUUACGCAUUUCGUCACGCCUUACCGCGACAAUGCUCCGUCCUUUAGGUCCAUAACUGCAGCGUUGAGAUAAUUUUUCCCUCACGGCUCGCUUCCCCUGUUUUUUGCCCGUAUUUUGAUCCUCACUACUAUUCUCCUCAUGCGCCUUCGCUGACUAUGUCUAGCAUACCCCAGUCAAGUACCAGUCCCCACCAUGGUCGCGUCGUCCCCACUUUCCGGCCGAGGGAAAAAUUAUUUCAACGCUGCAUAACUGAUCUGUAUAUAACAAUAGAGAUCAGUGGGUGUAAUGUUUCCCCUUACUACACGAAUUCCACUGGCAGAUUCUCACGUAACAAUCUUGAAUCUGCACGAAAUCAGCAAUGCGUGAAUGCGUGGAUGUGGUCAUGAUUUGAUUCUACUAGAAUCUAAAGUCUAUAUGUAUAUAUACGUAUAUAUACGUCUACAUGUUGUAUUUGUAUAUUUAUUUUAAUUUGUUUUCGUAUGCGCGAGUACAGGUCCAUGCAUUGCGCAUAAUAUACUUUCUUAUUUCAA